AUGGCUGCCGAAGAGAACACCCCACCUAGCACCACUGAGGCUACUAAGCCUGACGAGUCUCCUGAGACUCCCACCACCACCCAGGAUCCCACAAACAAGCCCGCCGCUGACCAGCUUGACGGCGCUGGCUCGCCAGGCAAUGGCAACGCGCUCGCCGACACUGAGCUCAAGGUGGAGGUAAAGCUCGCAGACUUGCAAGCGGACCCAGACAACCCGCUCUAUUCCGCUAAGACCUUCGAAGAGCUCCAAUUGUCCGAUGAGCUGCUGAAGGGCAUUCACCAGAUGAAUUUCCGCAAGCCCUCAAAGAUCCAGGAGAAGGCACUACCGCUGCUCCUCAUCAACCCGCCCCAAAACAUGAUUGCUCAGUCACAAUCCGGAACGGGCAAGACGGCCGCUUUCUCACUGAACAUUCUUUCGCGAGUCGACAUUAGUAACGUCGCGCCACAAGCCCUUGUCCUCGCGCCGAGUCGGGAGCUCGCUCGCCAAAUCUUGGGCGUCAUUUCACACAUGGGACAGUUCAUUGAGGGCUUGAAGACAAUGGCAGCUGUUCCAGACCCCUCGCGACGAGGUCAGAAGUACGAGGCACAUGUUCUAGUUGGGACUCCGGGUACGGCGAUGGACAUGAUUCGGAGGCGCCUUAUCGACCCGCGCAACAUUAAGAUCCUGGUUCUGGAUGAAGCCGACAACAUGUUGGACCAGGGCGGUCUCGGCGAGCAGUGUACGCGUGUGAAGGCACUUAUUCCGGGUAGUUUCCAGACUGUGCUAUUCUCAGCGACGUUCCCCGACCACGUCAUCAAUUUCGCGCAGAAGUUCGCCCCGAAUGCCAACGUGAUCACCCUUGCUCACGAAGAGCUCACGAUCGAGGGUAUCAAGCAGCUAUGCAUCGACUGUCCCUCCGAGGCUGGAAAGUAUGAUGUGCUGCUUAAGUUCUACGGCCUCAUGUCACAGGCCUCUUCGAUUAUCUUCGUACGAAAGAAGGCCACCGCCGAACAGCUCGAGGCACGCAUGACCGCGGACGGCCACAAGGUUGCCCAGCUGAGCGGUAACCUGGAAGGAGAUGCUCGUGACAGGGUCAUUGACGCAUUCAGGUCUGGCGAAGCCAAGGUAUUGAUCACGACCAAUGUGCUCGCUCGUGGUAUUGAUGUCCAAUCGGUCACCAUGGUCAUCAACUUCGAUGUUCCUACCAUGGCCAACGGACGCGACCCCGACCCCGAGACAUACCUUCACCGCAUCGGUCGAACCGGUCGCUUUGGACGUGUCGGUGUCGCUUUGACGCUCAUCCACGACCGUCCAUCUUGGGAGCAGCUCCACGCUAUCGCCGACUACUACAAGACGGAAGUGCAGCCGCUGCCGUUGGAGGACUGGGACACGGUGGAGGAGACGAUCACGAAGGUUAUCAAGAACUCGCGUGCUGGCAAGAGCACCGUUGACAUGGUCAAGUAG
This is a messenger RNA of Didymosphaeria variabile, 1443 nucleotides long. Its product is annotated as RNA helicase required for poly(A+) mRNA export. NCBI's taxonomy places the organism in Eukaryota, Fungi, Ascomycota, Dothideomycetes, Pleosporales, Didymosphaeriaceae. Gene Ontology annotation, cellular component: cytoplasmic stress granule; nucleus. The record is from RefSeq and is a predicted model, not a curated record. Bases 1 to 1443 code for a protein of 480 amino acids. The transcript has 2 exons. Gene Ontology annotation, biological process: poly(A)+ mRNA export from nucleus. Gene Ontology annotation, molecular function: RNA binding; ATP binding; RNA helicase activity.